CUGAAGUGAAGAACUUAUUUGACAAUCGACAGGUCAUGCGACGCUGUCUGUGCCCUGAUGUAGAGGCGAAAGAUGGCAGGACGAGAGUCAGACAGGAACAGAGGUGAUGUGACGAUGUGCCCUCAGCAGAGAGCUCGUUAUCAGGCGUACAGCGAACCGUCGAAAGAAGCGCAGGGAUGGAUGGCAGCGGCGAGACAGCGCGUGUCCGCGCAAAUAAUAAAUAAAAAAUUCCGCCAGAUCAACAAUCCCGCUGCUGCUGCUGAUGCGCGUCAUAAUCAACUCACCGCGCAAUUAAAAGCCGCUGAGGCGCGGAAUCGGAUCCGACAACUGAGGCUGCGCUAUCAAGACCUGAGGGCUCAGGAAAUUAACUUAAUGAUUUCAUGCCAGUGCAACGCACAGAGGGCUGUGCGCCUGGAAAAAUUACUACCAGUGAGAGAGAGGAAGAUAAACCACACAGACAGCAUGGACCAAUUACAGAGACAAAGAGUGGAGGAGAUCCUAGGGGAUGAAAAGGGUCUGACCAUCCACCGCAGAUAAGUUUGUUCUCAUCUGCAAAGGAAGAUGAGACAAAGGAACAUAUUUCCUGAAUGCUCUGUCUUAAAAAUACUGUAUAUUGUCAAUAGACCUUUUUCACACUCCGGGUUUUGGAACGUGGAAGUAAACGUUUGCAGGGUAAACUUUGACAGCAGUGAAUGGGAUUCAAUGGGAGAUCACAGCAAAUAUUAUUUUAACUUACCCAUUUGCUCCAAGACCAAAAUAAAAAAAUAACUCUUACGUUUUAAGGACUUUCCAGAAGAGGAAAAAAAAAGAGAGCGGUGGAUUAAGACAGUAAAAUAGGAGAAGAUGACAAAUUUACUGUCACUCUCUCAGCAGCUGUAAUAGAAACCCCCUCGCAGCUGUGGUAAAUUGUUUUUUAAAAAUAAUUCCAGGGUAAUAUAACACAAAGAAUAAUGUUAUAAUUUUACACUCAACGUUUAAAAAAUGUAUAAUAUAAAAAAAUAGCAAGAUUCACGCUGCUAAAUAAGGCGGAAACGUGCCGUCACAGUCUGUGUAAAAGGUCUAUUAGAGUUCAUGCUGAUUUCAUGUUGACCUUUCAGCCAUUCUGUUUUGUGAGAAAAGUGCUAACAACUUUUCUGUUCAGGUCAGAAAAUACCUGGUUGCGAUAUUCAGCACAGCUCCUUUUUGAUUAUAAACGUAAACAUUGAGAUAGGCUUGUUCUUUUUUAGUAGCAUUUCAUCUGGAAAGAGUGCCAACUAUAUGUCAGUGGUGGUACUUUUUUAUGUUUUUACAGAAGCAAUACAGUAAACCCUUCAUUUUGAUUGAAAAAGGUAAUAAUUGCAAUACUUACAUUGUAUCUGUUUGAAACAAAUACAGAAUCAUGGUUCAGGGUUGAGUUAGCACAUGUCAGUG
Messenger RNA from Myxocyprinus asiaticus (Chinese sucker), 1410 nucleotides. Its product is annotated as protein LKAAEAR1-like. The record is from RefSeq and is a predicted model, not a curated record. Lineage: Eukaryota; Metazoa; Chordata; Actinopteri; Cypriniformes; Catostomidae. The coding region runs from base 73 to 537 and encodes 154 amino acids. The transcript has 4 exons.